UCAUGAAGCCAGCGCCUGAAUUUCGGAUCACAAACUUGGUGGAUGAGUGGCAGUACAAGGCCUGGCUCACCUUCACGGAUUCCACUGGGCGCCAAUGCGUUGGUCAGUACUGCCACCCGGAUUCACCGCGGCCCGGUUCCUGGUUCAACGGCCGCGUGCUGUCGUUUUCGAAGGUCAAGCUCUUCUCCUACAAGAAAAAGAUCCCGAACCCGCCUCCGAUCACUCUGAGGUGUUACCGCACUUACCACAUCCAAGUGAAUGUUGGGAUUGUGGACGAUAACGGAUACAUCGUCAGCGCAUCGGUCGUCCGGCAAUCUGUUGGUGCCGACUUCAUUGCCGUCACCAGUAGCAUUACUAGGUGGGUGUUGUGCUUUGCAUUCUGGCUGUUUCUUUUGCAAACAUCUGUAUUUCAAUGUCCUCUUCUUUCUCAGUCUCUUUUCUUUCUACAGCUGAUGAAACCACGCUCAGAAUAUUAUUGUAAUCUUAAUUCUUUUUUGCUUUUUUUCUCAGGCGUCCAGUCAACAGCGGUACAAGACAGGCGCGCUGACUGAAGUUCUCAAGGCUGUUUAUGUAAUAACAGUAAUAAAUAAAUAUUUAUUUGUGAGUACAAACAGUCCCUUUUUUUUCCUUGUUUAAUGACAUUUUACAGUACAACCAAGACAAAGAAUGCAAUGGUGGUGUGCCUACUGAGGUAUAGAAAAAUACACCAGCUGCACACAUGGCGAUGCUGCAGGUAGGUUGUCACCCUGAAAAGAAAGAAAACAAAGCGGAAGCGCUCACCGCAGAUAAAUAAGAACACCCUAGUACCCUUGCAUACCUCAGAAAAAGUCCAUUACGCACAGAAUGCAGCCACGUACUCGUGACC
Messenger RNA from Dermacentor andersoni, 865 nucleotides. The record is from RefSeq and is a predicted model, not a curated record. Lineage: Eukaryota; Metazoa; Arthropoda; Arachnida; Ixodida; Ixodidae.